AUGGCCGAACCCCAACCCGAGCGCACCCGCACCUCACAAACAUCCUCAGCAUCCGAUGUACAAUCUGCAUUCUUCUCUCAGCGGGCACGGCGGCAAUUAGGUCUGUUCGCUGCAGGUGCGGGCUUCUUUGCGAUUGCUUCAGUCAUUACUCGUAGAAGCCUGGUGCGCCGGUACAAGCAAUCGAUCCCCAAAUUCUUCCAGCCAAGCAACAGAUUGAACUACGAAGUCAAUGGUGCGAUGGAGGCUCUGGAAGCGUUGAACCUUGCCACAAUAAACGUGAUAAGUGUUGGGAUGAUGGCUACUGGAGGACUACUUUGGGCUUUCGACAUCUCGUCGUUGGACGACAUGAGGAAAAAGGUCCGGACGAAUCUAGGUGUAGAUCCUAUUAGAACGGACGAAGAUGCCGAACAGGAAAUUGAGGAGUGGUUCGCUACAGUGCUUGCCAGGAAAGAAUUCAAGGCGCUUCGCGCGGAGAAGGGG
Messenger RNA from Mollisia scopiformis, 480 nucleotides. RefSeq lists its product as uncharacterized. Gene Ontology annotation, cellular component: mitochondrion. The annotation marks the transcript as partial. The transcript has a single exon. Lineage: Eukaryota; Fungi; Ascomycota; Leotiomycetes; Helotiales; Mollisiaceae. The record is from RefSeq and is a predicted model, not a curated record.